AUGAGAUAUGCUCACAAGAUCCAAGAAUACAAUCGCGCCGUCGAACGUCAAAAAGCUGAGAUUGAGCUUGCCGAACGCCGUGAACGAGUUCGUCGUGCACAAGAAGCUAACAAGAAGGCUGCUGAGGAAGAAGCAAAACGUCAAGCUGAAAAUGAAGACUACGACUUCGACGAUAAUUUCCCUGGUGCAUUCCCUGGUGGCAUGCCAGGAGGGUUCCCAGGAGCCGGAGGAAUGCCCGGAGGAUUCCCAGGUGCAGGCGGUAUGCCAGGUGGAUUCCCAGGUGCUGGUGGCGGACCAGGAGCUGGAGGUCCAGGGCUCGAUUCACUAUUCAGUGAUCCGGAUAUUCUUGCCGCCUUCCAAGACCCGGAAGUAAUGCCAGCUCUGAUGGACAUCAUGAAGAACCCAUCGAACAUCAUGAAAUACGCCAGCAAUCCGAAGAUUGCAACCUUGAUUAGCAAGUUGCAGGCAAAAGGAGCUGGCAUGCCAGGAAUGUUCGGAGGAGCCCCACCAGGAGCUACCGGAGGAUGCGAUGAUGCCGAUUGUGGCGGUCCAUGUGGAGGAGGUUCUGCUCCACCACCACGCAGAGCUCCAGAACCGGAUCUUGACUGA
Messenger RNA from Caenorhabditis remanei, 609 nucleotides. RefSeq lists its product as uncharacterized. The transcript has 3 exons. The record is from RefSeq and is a predicted model, not a curated record. NCBI's taxonomy places the organism in Eukaryota, Metazoa, Nematoda, Chromadorea, Rhabditida, Rhabditidae. The coding region runs from base 1 to 609 and encodes 202 amino acids. Gene Ontology annotation, molecular function: Hsp70 protein binding.